Messenger RNA from Manis javanica (Malayan pangolin), 5276 nucleotides. It is a transcript of the gene BARD1, whose product is annotated as BRCA1 associated RING domain 1. Gene Ontology annotation, biological process: protein K6-linked ubiquitination. Gene Ontology annotation, cellular component: BRCA1-A complex; BRCA1-BARD1 complex. NCBI's taxonomy places the organism in Eukaryota, Metazoa, Chordata, Mammalia, Pholidota, Manidae. Gene Ontology annotation, molecular function: ubiquitin-protein transferase activity; protein binding. The record is from RefSeq and is a predicted model, not a curated record.
GGGGCGUUACAGCGGCGCUGCCCGGCCCCCAGGCGUCCUGCGGACCGAAGCGCGGGAACCCGUGCGGCUGGGGCCCGGAUCGCAGGCCUGCCGCUCUUCUUUCCCGCGAAGACGGGGCGAUGCUGCAGAACCGGCAGCCGAGGGUCCGCUCCGGGAACGAGCCUCGUCCCGCGCCCGCCAUGGAGCCUGCCGAUCGCGGGCCCUGGGCCCACAGCCGCGCCGCGCUCGACCGGCUGGAGAAGCUGCUGCGCUGCUCUCGCUGUGCUAAUAUUCUGAGGGAGCCUGUGUGUUUAGGAGGAUGUGAGCACAUCUUCUGUAGUAAUUGUGUAAGUGACUGCAUUGGAACUGGAUGUCCCGUGUGUUUUACCCCAGCCUGGGUACAAGAUGUGAAGAUAAAUAGACAGUUGGACAGCAUGAUCCAGUUUUGUAGUAAACUUCGAAAUUUGCUGUAUGGCGACAGGCUUUCAGAUUUGAAAGAAGAUACAACUAGGAAAAGUUUAUUUAGUGAUGCAGAUAAGAAGAAUUCAAUAAAAAUGUGGUUUAGUCCUCGAAGUAAGAAGAUCAGAUAUGUUGUAAGUAAAGUCACAGUGAAAACCCAGCCUCAAAUGACAAAUGAUGAAAAUGCUCAGCAGGCCUCAGUCUAUGAAUUUAUUUCUACAAGUCCUUCAGCAGAUGUUUCUGAGAGGGCUAAAAAGUCUACUACCAGAUCUAGAAAAAAGCAAAAAAAGAAAACCUUAGCUGAAAUUAACCAGAAAUGGAAUGUAGAGACAGAAAGAAAAGAUGGUGAACUUGACUCCAAAGAGGAAUUUAAGGAAAAGUUAGUAUCUUUCUGUAGCCAACCAUCUGUUAUUGCUACUUCUCAGAUAAAUGGUGAAAUCGACUUACUAGCAAGUGGCUCUGUAACAGAAUCUGAAUGUUUUGGACACUUAACUGAAGUUUCUUUACCAUUGGCCGAGCAAAUACAGUCUCCAGAGAUUGAAAGCAGGAAUGAAGUAGUGACUCCUAAGAAGAAUAUCUGUGAAAAUGAUCUUACAUCUAAGAAAUCCUUGCCACUAGGUCAUGGAAAAUGUGGACGUCGCAUCAGACUUUCCAGUCCCACUUCUAAGAGACGUAGAAGCGUCUCUCCCAGCACCAGUGGAAAUUUUGUUAAGCAAACAGUGCUCUCAGAAAACAUAGCACUGCCUGGCUGUUCUUCAUCACUUUCAAGCAAACUUAAAGUUGGUGACACAUUAAGGAGGAGAAACAGUAAUAUAUCAGAUGAAUCCAUUAGCCUUUCACCAGGUAUACCACCUUCUACACUGAAUAGUCCAAGUUACAGACGAAUGAUGUCUAGUCCUUCAGCAAUGAAGCUUUUGCCCAGUAGCCUUAGGGGUGUGAAAAGAAAUCAUAGAGGAGAGACUCUGCUGCAUAUUGCUUCCAUUAAGGGCGACAUACCUUCUGUGGAAUACCUCUUACAGAAUGGAAGCGAUCCAAAUGUUAAAGACCAUGCUGGAUGGACACCACUGCAUGAAGCCUGCAAUCACGGGCACCUGGAGGUGGUGGAAUUGCUGCUCAAGCACAAGGCAUUGGUGAACACCACUGGGUACCAGAAUGACUCACCACUUCAUGAUGCAGCCAAGAAUGGGCACGUGGAUAUCGUCAAGCUGUUACUUUCCUAUAGAGCCUCCAGGAACGCAGUUAACAUAUUUGGUUUGCGGCCUGUGGAUUAUGCAAACAAUGAAAAUAUGAAAUCGCUAUUGCUGCUACCAGAGAAUGAAUCAUCAUCAACUAGCCACUGCCCAGUAAUGAACACUGGUCAGCGUAGGGAUGGACCUCUUGUUCUUAUAGGCAGUGGGCUUUCUUCAGAACAACAGAAAAUGCUCAGUGAGCUUGCAGCAAUUCUUAAGGUUAAAAAAUGUGCUGAGUUUGAUAGUACAGUAACUCAUGUCAUUGUUCCUGGUGAUACAGUUCAGAGUACUCUGAAAUGUAUGCUUGGAAUUCUCAGUGGAUGCUGGAUCUUAAAAUUUGAGUGGGUGAAGGCAUGUCUACAAAGCAAAGAAUGUGAACAGGAAGAAAAGUAUGAAAUUCCUAAAGGACCACAGAAAAGCAGGCUCAACAGAGAACAGCUGUUGCCAAAGCUGUUUGAUGGAUGCUACUUCUACUUUGGGGGAACCUUCAAACACCAUCCAAAGGACAACCUUACUAAACUUGUCGCUGCAGCUGGGGGGCAGAUCCUCAGUAGGAAGCCCAAGCCAGACAGUGAUGUUACUCAAACCAUCAAUACAGUCGCGUACCAUGCCAAACCCGACUCUGAUCAGCGCUUCUGCACACAGUAUAUCAUCUAUGAGGAUUUGUCUAAUCAUCGCCCAGAGAGGGCUCGGCUGGGGAAAGUCUGGAUGGCUCCUUCCAGCUGGUUUAUAGAUUGUGUGAUGUCCUUCGAAUUGCUUCCUCUUGACAUCUGAUUACUACACCAGAUGAACAUUUCAAAUUGAACGUACAUAAUGUGAGAACUUCGCCAUUGUACCAUUUUGACCAUUCACAUUUUUAUAAAUAGGUAGACUCAUAUUUUUCCUUGAAUUAAAAAAAAAUAUGCCAGAUUAUGAAUUCAUUCUGUGUUUACCAGUUAGAUGCUGAGAUUUCUUAAAUGACAUAUCUUUUUAAAACUGGCAUAUAUUUUGAUUUAUCAUGUCUUUUCUUCAGAUUUUUAGCUAUCAAAGAUUAAUGAGAGAGUAUCAGAACUGCUGAUUAAGUAUAUAAGUAGGAGCAUUACUAUCUCAGCCUUCUAAUAUUUUUGAUGAAAAAAAUCCCCACCUGCUAACAGCAAAAAUAUUUCACAUCCUUUAGUUAAAGAAUCUUGUCAAGUAAUUUUUUCUGGCUUUAUUAUAAUGAAAAUAGAGUACUUGACCUAAAUCUGCCACUAUACAUUCUUUAAUUUCUCUAAUAAUUCUUUAACAAAUUUAAUUCUUUAAUUAUAAUGAAAACAGAGUACCUGGUUUAAAUCUGCUGCCAUAAUUCUUUAAUUUCUCAAAUAAGUUCUCCUAUCUGUAAUUAUCUUCAUCUUACAAGUGUUUAUUUAGUUUCUUAGAAUUUACUUAGAUGGGUAUUAACAUUUUUACCCCGAUUUUUAUCUUAUCUGUUCAUCAGGAAAUCAUGAUUCAAACCCUAACAUUUUGUUCUUUGGCUAUGAAAAUCACCAUGGGGCCAAUGCACAUAUUUUUAUUGUAUGUGCUUGCUUAUUGUUAGCUGUAAAUUUGUAACUGUCUAUCUACAAUACAUGUACAUAUUACAUAUAGCAUUUUCUCUAACACAUUUUAUAUCAGUAUUUCUUAGAAGGCCUUACCAGACUACAAAUUGUCAAUCAAAUGUUAAUAAAUUAGGAAGUAGUCUUCUCUGGUAGACCUUGCUACGUUUUGCUAAAAUAGGUUUUUUUUUUAAGUUUUAAUUUCUUCAUAAAGUUUCUGUCAUUCUUAGACUGCUAUGGAGGCAGAAGUUGGGGAUUAUGUGAUUUAGAACAGAUUUUGUUCAGAUGAUAGAAAAGGCCAUAACAAUAUGUCUAAAGGUAGGAGGGGGAAGGGCUUAUUUAUAAUAUCAAGACAGGCCAGGCUGCAAAUAGUUAGAGGGACCACCUGAGUGUGGGGACACCUGGGAGACUACUCAGUUCUGAGUGUUCUUGUUGUAAAUCAACAAGGUAGAUUAGAUCAUGUAAAAAGAUUUUUUUAAGAAGCACAGUUUUUUAAUAAGUCUUCCUACAAAUUGAAUGUCCUUAUAGUGUUAAAGACAUGGGAAGAGAGACCCGGUGAGACCUGCCAGUUUGGUUCCUUAUGGACCAAGAGGACAGUGUGAUAACCACUGGACUAGAAUAUUAAGAAGCCAAAGUUGAUGAACAUUCUAAGAUCCAUUUAUAUGAAAGUUUGAGAUUCUGCUGAGUUUUUCAAAAUAAACUUACUUGACAUGUUAUUGUCUAUAACAAGAACUAUGUGAACACAAUGAUAACACUGCUGACCCUGAACUUCAAGGGUGAAUUAGUUCUAAAAACACUCUCUCCAGCCAGUGUGUGCUUGUCCCACAUUUCAUUCUAAUAGAGAUUGAUGAGCACCAUAGCACCAAACAAAUCUGAAGGGUUAGAUAAUGUCUGGAUUAAAUAAUUUAAGGCUCUCUGGGAUUUUAGUUGUCAUUUUUGAUUUAUAACUGACUUUUAGUCACUUUCUAUUGCCUCAUCAGUUACAUUCCUAGACAGUUUUGUGUCUGUUUCUCUGAUCUGAAUCUGUUUGUAAAAACACCUUUGGGGGUUGCUGCUUUCUCUCCUUCAUUCAUUUUCUUGGUUUAUCUCCAUCCCCUCUGUAAAGCAAUUCUAUUUUUGGUUUCUUUCUUUAUUUGACAGUGGUUGAUUGAUUUUAAGCUCUUGAAACUUAUGUUUUCUGUUUAGGUAUACUUGUAAUUACUUUCAUUUUUCAAUCAGAUUCAACCUUUUUUUUUUUUUUUUUACUAUAAGUCAUUAAAGUUAUUUGUGUUUCAUAUCUCUGUGUCUUCUAAGGAAGUAGCUUAUUCUGCACUGUGAAGACUGAAAUUCAGCAAGGCUUGUGAGAAAAUCUUACAGCUAACAAAAGCUAAACUUUUGGAACACCAAUGCUUUUUAAUUAAUUUUGGAUAGAAAUAUUUCUAAAGUAUAUUGGAUACUUUAUUACCUUACAUAAAUUUUUUUGAGUACAAUGUAACCUUGGUAGUUUGGGUUCAUCAUUAAGAGCAUUAAUUGUUACACAGUGAUUCCUUCCUGGUUCUAGUAGAGUCACAGGAUGGGUAGCUUUUCCACUAUAGUAAUUACAUAUGGCUGUAUUCUAGUUGUACUUCAGUUUAUAGUUUAUUCCCCCUUGACAGCUGCUACUGUGUAACUAUUGUGUAGCUGCUUAUCUAUUUCCAUUGGUACUUUACCCUAAUUUGUUCUGUUUUUUAUUUUGACUUGCUAAGGAAUAGAAACCAGAAAGGAAGUACUAAUAGAAUUAUGACUGAAAUAAGGAUAAUUUGUGGGGGUUUGAGUGAUUCACCUAAGAGUUAGAUACUUACAUUUUCAUAGGUGAGAUUCACCAUUUAUUUUAUGUGUCUUGAUUUCUUUUGAGCCUUCUUUGUGAAAUUGGGAAUUAAGUGAUGUCUGCAUAGAUGGAGAUUAUGUUUUGGAACGUUUGAUGGUUCCUGUGUGAAUAAGAAGCCUGUGGGGGUGUGUGUCACAUUACAUUACACAUAAGUUGUUACUCCCUCUGUGGGUUGGGGUAGAAAUAAAGGAGUGUUCUAAAGAUUUGUGG